UGAUCACCGCGAUAACACGAUUCGAUAUUCCGACCCAGAGUACUCACCGACACUGCCAGCUACUGAGAAAGUCGUUCGGCUCUUCAGCCAUGAUUCAAGACCCUUUCAAGCCGGCGAAGCGUGUGGCCGGCCAAAGACAAGAUGUUUGGUCCAUCGUCAAUGAGGCAGCCCAGGCAUCGUCCGUCGAGCCUAUGGUGAACAUGGGACAAGGAUUCUUUGGCUACAACCCGCCAGACUUCUGCGUUCAGGCAGCUAAAGAUGCUCUGGACAAGGUAGAAUGCAACCAAUAUUCUCCGACCAAAGGCCGUCCGAGACUGAAGAAAGCCAUUGCUGAUGCGUACUCACCCUUCUUUGGUCGCACCCUCAACCCUGACACCGAAGUAACGAUCACAACCGGCGCCAAUGAGGGCAUGCUCUCGGCAUUCAUGGGCUUUCUGGAAGCUGGAGACGAGGUGAUUGUAUUCGAGCCAUACUUCGAUCAGUACAUCUCCAAUAUUGAGAUGCCGGGUGGGAAAGUGGUCUACGUCCCAAUGCAUCCGCCGAGGGAUGGUGCAAGCAAGACUACAAGUGCCGGCGAAUGGACGCUCGACAUCAAAGAGCUGGAGGCUGCCAUCACAGAUCGUACGAGAAUGCUGGUUCUGAACAGCCCGCACAAUCCCAUCGGCAAAGUCUUCACUCGUGAGGAGCUUCAAGCCAUUGGCAACAUCUGCGUGAAGCACAACAUCAUCAUCCUCAGUGAUGAAGUCUAUGAUCGGUUGUACUAUGUGCCGUUCACGCGGAUGGCCACGCUAUCACCCGAAGUUGCCAAGCUUACGCUCACCGUGGGAUCCGCUGGCAAGAACUUCUACGCCACUGGAUGGCGCGUGGGUUACCUCAUCGGGCCCGAGCAUCUGAUCAAAUAUGUGUCUGCAGCACACACUCGCAUCUGUUUCAGCAGUGUGUCUCCACUUCAGGAGGCUAUUGCAGUGGCAUUCGAGCAGGCGGACGCGCACAACUUUUGGGAAGAGAGCAAAAAAGAGAUGAAGGCGAAGAUGGAUAGUUUCAACCAGAUCUGGGACGAGCUUGGCUUGCCGUACUCUGAUCCAGAGGGCGGAUACUUUGUGCUGGUGAACCUCGCAAAGGUCAAGCUGCCAGAAGACUACGACUUUCCGGAUCAUGUUGCCAAUCGGCCUCGCGAUUUCAAGCUCUCCUGGUUCUUGAUAAAGGAGCUCGGCGUGGCGGCCAUCCCUCCGACCGAGUUCUUCACGGAUGCGAAUGCGCAUAUUGUUGAAGAUUGGCUGAGAUUCGCCGUUUGUAAGAACGACGACGUUCUGGACCUCGCAAAGGAAAGGCUUCGCGGGCUGAAGAAGUACAUCCAGGAGUAG
Zymoseptoria tritici IPO323 is the source of this 1364-nucleotide messenger RNA. RefSeq lists its product as uncharacterized. NCBI's taxonomy places the organism in Eukaryota, Fungi, Ascomycota, Dothideomycetes, Mycosphaerellales, Mycosphaerellaceae. Gene Ontology annotation, cellular component: cytoplasm; mitochondrion. Gene Ontology annotation, biological process: biosynthetic process. The record is from RefSeq and is a predicted model, not a curated record. Gene Ontology annotation, molecular function: L-kynurenine:2-oxoglutarate transaminase activity; pyridoxal phosphate binding. The transcript is spliced from 4 exons. Bases 90 to 1364 code for a protein of 424 amino acids.